UCAGGCGGUGAUGUGAAUGAUGGGGAGCAAUGGGGAGCAGGAGAUGAAGCUUCACUCGUCUCUCACCCGCUGCUCACCUCCUGCUGUGCAGCCCGGUUCCUAACAGGCCAUGGACCACGGCCUGGGGACCUCUGUUCUACCUGUCCUUGCCUACCGACACCACCCUUAUUCACAUGUAGGUCAGCUCUUUCCUGCUUUACAGCAACAGCCUGUCCAGUCCCCUGCAUCCAGCUGCUGCACUCUGGUCUUCUGAGAGCAUUGCUCUCAUCACAUGCAUCCUUGCCAUAGAAUCUUUCAGGGGCUUUCCGUUUCCUGCCAGAUAAAAUCCAGAUCCUUGGCCUAGCUGACACUCAAGACUCACCAUAAUCUCGUGCAGCUCUGCCUACCCUGCCUUUGCUCCCGUAUCAGCCUUGCAGACCUCUCUCCAGCCAGCCAGCCAGCCAGGCACCUUCACUGACCUGAGAAUCAGCCAUACUCAUUCCCAGUGUGAGCUCAUGGCAUUCCUCCCCUGUCCCUGAGUGCCUGCCUUGCUCCCUUUCACCAGCCUCAUUUCUCUUGCCCGCUGUCAAGAUGCAGCCCCAGUCCCCCUGCAGGUCUGCCCCAGUCUUCACUCUUCAUCCAUCUCCUCUUCUCCUGGCUUGCGUGUGGGGUCAGCACCUCGCCAGUGCCCUGGGCUGUAACUGUUGCACGUGCGUCAAUGUCCACCUUGCUCCCCGCACCCCGUGUGAACACCGUUGGUGUUUACUUCAAGCAGCCACUCCCUGUUUCUUAAGCAAGCUCGACCUGCAAGGCACAGGAUUAUACUUGUUUAACCAACUGCGUACUCGGUGUGGCCUCGUUUUCUUCCUGCUCUUUAGAGGAGAGAGCUGUAGAAAUCAGGACAGUUCUGAGAAGACGCCGAGGGUUGGGAUGCGAAGAGAUUGGCCCCUGAGGCCCGUCUAAACCAUUUCUCUGCCCCUCUCUAGCCUCAGUGCAGGUGGCAUGUGUUUUUGCCUUACAUCUCAUCACCCCCUGCUUCGUGUCAGAUUUUUGUCCUGAUGGCUGACUCUAAACCACUCCUCUCCCUUGAUGGGGACCCCGUGGCUGCAGAAGCCUUGCUCCAGGAUGUGUUUGGGAUUGUGGUGGAUGAGGUCAUUCGGAAAGGGACCAGUGCCUCCGAGAAGGUCUGCGAGUGGAAGGAGCCAGAGGAGCUGAAGCAGCUGCUGGAUUUGGAGCUGCGGAGCGAGGGGGAGUCGCAGGAGCAGAUCCUGGCGCGGUGCCGAGCUGUGAUGCACUACAGCGUGAAGACCUGUCACCCUCGUUUCUUCAACCAGCUCUUCUCAGGGUUGGAUCCGCACGCCCUGGCCGGGCGCAUUGUCACCGAGAGCCUCAACACGAGCCAGUACACGUACGAAAUCGCCCCGGUGUUUGUCCUCAUGGAAGAAGAGGUGCUGAAGAAACUCCGGGCCCUGGUGGGCUGGAGCUCUGGGGACGGGGUCUUCUGCCCUGGUGGCUCCAUCUCCAACAUGUAUGCUGUGAACCUGGCCCGCUAUCAGCGCUACCCGGAUUGCAAACAGAGGGGCCUCCGGGCACUGCCGCCCCUGGCCCUCUUCACAUCAGCGGAGUGUCAUUACUCCGUCAAGAAAGGAGCUGCUUUUCUGGGACUUGGCACCGACAGUGUCCGAAUGGUCAAGGCUGAUGAGAGAGGGAAAAUGAUCCCUGAGGAUCUAGAGAGGCAGAUCAGGCUGGCUGAGGCCGAGGGUGCUGUGCCAUUCCUGGUCAGUGCUACCUCUGGCACUACUGUGCUGGGGGCCUUUGACCCCCUGGAGGCAAUUGCGGAGGUGUGCCAGCGUCAUGGGCUAUGGCUGCACGUGGAUGCCGCCUGGGGUGGGAGUGUCCUGCUGUCACAGACACAUAGACAUCUCCUGAAUGGGAUCCACAGGGCUGACUCUGUGGCCUGGAAUCCCCACAAGCUCCUCUCCGCAGGCCUGCAGUGCUCGGCUCUUCUUCUCCGGGACACCUCGAACCUGCUCAAGCGCUGCCAUGGCUCCCAGGCCAGCUACCUCUUCCAGCAGGACAAGUUCUACGAUGUGGCUCUGGACACUGGAGACAAGGUGGUGCAGUGUGGCCGUCGUGUGGACUGUCUGAAGCUGUGGCUCAUGUGGAAAGCACAGGGCGGGCAGGGGCUGGAGCGGCGUGUGGACCAGGCCUUCGCCCUCGCCCGAUACCUGGUGGAGGAACUGAAGAAGCGGGAAGGGUUUGAGCUGGUCAUGGAGCCUGAAUUUGUCAACGUGUGUUUCUGGUUUGUGCCCCCCAGUCUGCGGGGGAAGAAGGGGAGUCCGGAUUACCCUGAAAGGCUGGCUAAGGUGGCCCCAGUCCUCAAGGAGCGCAUGGUGAGGAAGGGCUCCAUGAUGAUUGGCUACCAGCCCCAUGGCACCCAGGGCAACUUCUUCCGCAUGGUGGUGGCCAACCCUGCGCUGACGUGGGCUGAUAUGGACUUCCUGCUGAAUGAACUGGAACAGCUGGGCCAGGACCUCUGAGCCGCUCCUUCUCUCUGCUGGCCUGGACCCCUCCACUGACUCCCACCGUCUCCCUAUAUCCCCUCCCCUGUCCUCAAGAACAGCCUCUCUAGGAAACAAAGCUGUCUUAAUUUUUAUGAAGUAAUUAUACUUUAAACAUUUGACAUUAAGAGAGUGUUUAAAUAAAUGAUAGUAUAUCCAUAUGAUGGAAUAUUACUCUGCCAUUAAAAUUAUGUUUACAAAGAGGAUUUCUAUAUAUGAGAAAAAUAAUUUUAAUAUAAUGUUAUGUUGAAAAAGCUGGAUGUAAGGCUAUAUAUGGUAAUAUCUGAGCUGUGUUCAAAAAUACAUAGGAAAAGACUAACGAGAUGAAAUAUGUCAAAAUGUUAAUAGUUUUCCCUGGGAUGGGAUUAUAGGCAAUUUGAAAGUUCUUUGUACCUUUUGUGUUCCCCCCUUUUAUGAUAUAAUGAAUAUCUGUUACUUUUCAAUAGGAAAAUAAUAAAGUUAAAUUUUCAGCUGUAUUAUUUUGGUUUACUGUGGAGUU
Hippopotamus amphibius kiboko is the source of this 3039-nucleotide messenger RNA. It is a transcript of the gene CSAD, whose product is annotated as cysteine sulfinic acid decarboxylase. NCBI's taxonomy places the organism in Eukaryota, Metazoa, Chordata, Mammalia, Artiodactyla, Hippopotamidae. Gene Ontology annotation, molecular function: sulfinoalanine decarboxylase activity; pyridoxal phosphate binding. Gene Ontology annotation, biological process: carboxylic acid metabolic process. The coding region runs from base 1038 to 2519 and encodes 493 amino acids. The transcript has 15 exons. The record is from RefSeq and is a predicted model, not a curated record. Gene Ontology annotation, cellular component: cytoplasm.